This is a messenger RNA of Cinara cedri, 7103 nucleotides long. Lineage: Eukaryota; Metazoa; Arthropoda; Insecta; Hemiptera; Aphididae. The record is from the annotation of a GenBank genome assembly.
AUGUCUAUAAACCAACAUAACUACCAAAAUACCAUAACAUCAUCAACAUCCGAAGUCAAAAACGUCAAGAGAUGCAUGUUAGAACAUAAUUAUUCGAAAUUUUCAAAACGAAAAAUCACUAAACGAGAUAAAAAUGUUCCUGAGGUUUGUCAUUGUUGUUAAUUAUAAUAAAAUUACUGGUAAUAUAUAAUAUAUUUUUAUAUAUUUGUCUAUUCUUAUAGGUCACGGAUAUUGUUGAAAUUCAAAAACCAGUAGUUGAACUAAAAGAGUCUUUGUUUGUUAAAUCUAAAGCAAAUCUCAGUUCAAUUAUUUUACCACGAAAAUGGUUUAUUGAACUGAUGGUGAAUAGCAUAACUUUCUUCAAAUUAAACGAUACUUGUUUUCCUUGUAAAAGAUAUCUAGAAAAACAAUUGACAUUAAAUAAAAGUACCUAUAGUAUACAAUUAAAUUUAAAUUUUAGUUUUAAUAUUUUAAUGUAUAUUUAUUAGGGUAGUUGCUAUUUAUAUGGGCUGACAUUGUUUAUAGUAGAUCCUUAUAUUAUUUUAUGUAGGAAAUAAAAAUACCUACAAAAUUUGAGAUCAUUUAUUCAUUUCCGUGUUUAAAAGGAUUAGAAAGUUGAGAAAAAAGGGUUUUUUAAUUUAUAGUUCAAUAGUUAAAGUAAGAAAAAAUAAAAAAAAUCACUAAAUACAAAUUACUCACAGUGCAAUACAAUUUUUUAUUUAUGUAUUAUUUGAAAUGUUUAAAAUAUGUAUUAAGUUUAAGGGUAUUACAAAAUAGUAUAAUUUCAUUCGCUUUAUGUUUCAAAUUAUUACAAAUUUCAGUAUUGUUUUUGAAACUAUAAUUAUUUGUUAGGCAAAUUAAUUUCUAACUAUUUUUAAAUUUUUUAAAAAUGGAAUGAUCUCCAAUUUUGAAUCUGAAAAAGUAGCUUUUAAAAUAAUUUCCUACAUUAUAUGGUGGCAUUAUUUAUUUUUUUACUUCUGCUGCUAUUCACUAACUGUCAUGUAGUUUUAAAUAUUUUGAACAAUAUUUGUUGGAUCUUGAGUUAGUAUUCUUGCCUUUCCCCAAAACAUCAAACAUUUAUCAAUAAUAAGAAUAGAACUUUCUUGUAAAUUUAACACUACUAUGCGCAUGUUAUAAAAUAGUAUUUGCAGGAUAAUCAUUUAUCUUAAUUUGAAAUAUAAACAUAUUUAAAUUUUAAAAGUAUUUGUGAUUAAAUAUUUCUGUAAAUAUUUGUUAACUCAUAAAAACUGAAAACUGUAUGUAAACAGACCAUCAUGUAUAUUGAACACAUUUUUGGUGGAUGGGAUGGAACAUCUGGAAAAUAUUGUUUUAAGUACCCUCUUUAAAUUUUGGGAGUGUGAGGGGAGUUAAACCACUAAAUUUACACCUUUGUAUGUAUACUAAAAUAUUAAUAAAUUAAUACUACCUAUCAAUGUGUAGUAUUUAAUAAUACGAUUAACUAACUACUUAUUUAUUAAUUUUACAUUUGACCUUUUUAGAUUCGGAAAUAACUUUCUUUGUGAAUGGAAAAAAAUUAGUUCCAAGUAACUUUGGCUUUGUGAAUUAUCUGAAACCAUCAGAUACAUUAAGUUUACAAAAUGUAAUUCAUACAUUUAACAGCAUUAUUAUCUGCCCAGGAGUCCUAAAAUCAGAUCUACUUAAUAUUAAAUUGGUACAGGAAUCCUAUGAUCGCUGGUGGCAUCCAAAUUGUUUACAUGUUCUAUUAGAUAAAAAAAGGUUAAGACUUAUUAAUAUUGAAGUAUGAUUAAUAAUAAUAAUAUUACUUUUAAUAAAAUAUUUUUAUAUUUUAGUUGUCUCUGUUCAUCAUGUAAUGAAAUUUUAAAAAAAUUAAAAACUAAUAGAAGUCAACAGAAAAAGAGAGCCAAUACUAGGAACUGGUACAGUCACCGUAGGUGAGUAGUUGGAAAGGUGAGAUACAUAAGGUUAUUUAAUUUAUACCUGUAACCAACAAUAAACUAUUGAUAACGAAAAAAAAAUCGGUUAUACAAGUUUUAAAAGGUUGUAGAAUAUUUACAUCAAAAUUUGAUUUUAAAACUUAAAUAUAUAAAUAAAAAAAAAAAAUAGUACAUUAAUUCAAAUUUCUUUUUUUUACCACUAAAUAUGACUUAUAAUAAAUCUCCUAUCUAAUUGUCAAGCAUAUCUAUUAAGUUCUAAUAAUUAAUCUACAGAGUAACUACCAAAUAAAAAUUACAUUAAAAAAACUCGUAAAAUGUCUUAAAUAGCUCAAAAAAAAGAAAAAAAACUCAAAUGUUUUGAAAAUUUUACUACAUCUAAGAAAGUUAAGUAUACAUUUUCUGUCAAAAUGUCAAGUCUUUACAUAUAUUUUAUCCUGAAUGACAACAAAAUAACAAAAUUGAAAAAAUAGUAAAAGCAUUAUUUUUGUAAAAUUUUACAUUAUUUUACAUUUUAUUUUCAUUUUUGCUCAAUUAUUAAAAAAGCUAUAAAGAAAAUCGAAAAACGACUUUGUUGGUUUCCAACUAGAUUAAAACUUUAAUACAAAAGAUCUCAAGGUAUAUAUCUAUUAAAUUAAUCAUUUGUAAUAGUUGGUGUAAGCAGUACAAAUUUAAAAGAAUGAAAAUAAUUUGGUGUAAUUUAAGAAAAAUCUUUUAUUCCGUCUUUUUUGGUUUACCAAAUUAUUGUGAAAAAUACUUUAGUUAUGGACAACAAAAUAUUAAUCGGAACAAAAUCAAUAUCUUGAUAUUUUUUUAUUAAAAUCAGUAAUGCUGCUAAUAAAUUUUACCGAUUUACCUAUAAUUUUCUUUUCCAAUUAUUUCGAAAACAUCAAGGAGAGAAUAUUACCUUUCAGAAAAAGUACUUUAAAAUUUAGACUAUCCACCGAUAAAAAUACUUCAGCUAAAGUAAUGAAUAAAUAAAAUUAACAAAAUUACUUUUAUCUAUUCCAACUUAUUAUUACAAACACCAUAGAGUUAUAGAGUCUGUUCAUGUUUCUGGGUAUUACUAAACAUAAUCAGGUUACUUUGGAUUUGGAUUCCAUUUAUUUUCGGAAGGUAAGAGAGGAUAUUAAAAUACAUACUGUAGAAUAAGUUUCAAUUUUUAUCUUUUUCAUUGCACAAGUAUUCAAUGUAAACCACUUUUUGAAUAGCAAUUUAUAUUUUUAAUACUAAAUUCAAACAGUCCUAAUUUUUUAAUACAAUUAUUAGUAUCUCAAAAAUUACCCGAUAUACAACUACUUAAAGCUAGUUAAAAGAUAUGUGAUUUACUGAUUUUUGAUAAAUUUAUAAUGCAUGACUUUUAAAGUGAAGACAUUUGGCUACUGUUUUAUUGGAAAAAGUUAUAUCAUGAUGAUUUUAAAAUAACACAUAUAUAAUGAUAUGUUUCAAAGUUAUAAAAAAAAUUAAUUUUUGAUUAACUUUGGAUGAUUGUGUCUCAGGUAAUUUUUGAAAUAUAAACAAUGUACUGAUCAAUGUUGCUUAAACAAAAAAAAUUAAGACUAUUUGAAUCUAGUAUCAAAACAUCAAAAAUAGGUGUUGAUAUUAAAAAGAAGUUGUUUAUAUUGUGCGUAUGCUUAUCAAAAGGAUAAAACAUUUAAAAUUUAUUCUUAUGUUUACACUUCAAUACCUCCAACCAUCAUCCAAAAGUGUAAUAUUUGGUGUUACCUGGAAAUGUGAAACUGAAUAAUAUAUUUAGCUAAAUUAUUAAUAUGCCUCUUAUAUGUUUUAGAAGCUUAAGUAACUUCAAUUUUUAAUGAGGCAUUGGGACAGUACAUAUUCUGCUACAAAAUUGUACAUUUACUAUGAAAAAUUACCUAUACAAAAAUUAAUUAUUUUGAUCAACUACUCUUCUGAUUCUUAACUUAUACUGGUUCAAAAGAUGUUUGUUUGGAGUUGCUGAAUUAAAGAAAUACAAACACCCAUGGUGAUUUUUUUGAUAAAAGGUACAUUGUUCUUAAAAUGUUUAUUUUUUACUUGAAUUCAUUAAAAAAAAAAAAUCUAUACUGUAUAUUAUGGAUUUAUAAUGAAAAUUCAACUACAGCUGAUAGAACCAUGUGGAAUAGUUUAAGGAUUAUUGGUAAAAAAAAAGUUGUAAAAUAUGUAAUAUAUUUUUAAACAUUAGUGUACAUUUUUACUUUAUUUUUAGUUUCUAAUUUAGAAAUUAUUUUGGAUAUAAGGUAAACCAUUGGUUUAAAUGAUUGAUUAUCUUACUCAAUUAUUUACAUUAUUUUUGCAUACAUUUUUACCUAUUGUUUUCUUUGUUGUUUAUAACUUUUAAAUAAUCUAGUCAUUUGCUGAAGUUGUUGAUCCAACUAAGAUUCAACUACAACUAAUAGACAAAUUUGACAAUUAUUGGUAAAAAAAAAGUAUUAUUAAUUUCUUUAAAAAUAUGUAUUCAUUUUUACUUAAUUUUUAGAUUCUAGUUUAUAAAUUUGUUUGUGUUUAAAGAAAACAUUUGGUUAAAAUGUAUUCCAUUUAACCAGUCAUUAACGUUCUCAAAAUUUUUACAUUUUAUAUAUUGUAUACAUUUUAAGUAAUCUAGUUAUUUCUUCAAAAUUAUUUUGAAUUAGAUAUAAUUAGUUAAAAGGUAUUUAAAUUAUUAUUGGCCUUAGUAAAAUAAUAAUUUAAUAAAAAUAAUAAUAAUACACUGUAAUCAUUUAUUAAUAUACUCAUUUAUUUAUUCAUUAAUUUAUUAAUUUUUAUUACUAUUAUAAUUUACUUUAUAAGAAUAAUGUAGAUACAGUAAAAAGUAAAAUAAUAUACCCAUUGUAAUAAUUUUCUUAUCAUUUUUGUUUGAUUGGAAAAAAUGUUUAUACAUCAAUAUAAUAAUGUGCAUUGUACAUCAAAAAAAAAACAAAACAUAUAUUGCCAACUUCAUUAAUUAAUCAUUUCUAUAAAUAUACUCUUAAAAAGAGAAACAUUUUGUUACAUUUUGAAUCUUUUUGGUGUGUAAGAAAGAUUGGUACAUUUUCCAAAAGAAAUUUUGUGUAAAAUAUACUAAUUUUUUUUUUUUGGUUUAAUUUUCUAUGAAAAUGGGAAAGCUUAAAAAUAAUGAUACAAUCAUUAAAAUAUUAAAAUCCGAAAGCACAUUAUUAUUGAAUAAGCUUUCUUAAAUAUAAACAAGUAAGGAAAGCCUACUCUACAGAGCUAAUAGUUUCCUGAUUGUAACUGUAUGUUAAACAAUAAACUUAAGUUCAUAAUAUACAAUUUUGAAAAAAUUUAGUAAUCUAGUACCUAUAUUAUACUUAUAUGUAGAAAUAGAAACAUAAAUAAAAUUAAUAUUUUAAUUUGUAAAUAAUUUACAAGAUAUUUUUAAAGUCUUUAAGUACCUUCUCCUGAUUAUACUAUUACUUACAUUAAAUUUGAAUACUGCCCAGUACGAAUAUAAAUGUAUUACUCAUAUUUAAAUAAUUACCUUAUGAUGAUAUUUAGACAAGUUUAUAUUUAAAUUAAGAAUAGGUAAUAACAAUGUUAGAAAUAAUAUACAUCUUCUUAUUUGCUAAAUUAACAAUCAAAACUAUGAAUUGGAAAGUAUGGAUGGAUAGAAAGACACAAUGCAGAUAUAAUAUAUCUAAACUCCAAACUUAAAUUUAGCAAUUUAAAAUGUAUAAUUCAUAAUUUAAUAUAUCCUCCUAUAUUUUGUUACAUAGUUACUUAAACAAAUAAAUAAACUUAGACUAUUUUAAAUGUGUUCAAAUGAGCUGUUAAAAUGUUGAUAGUUUUAAUAUUGUAUAUAUCUCUUAAAUGUGUAGGUGAUAAAUAUUUGUAGUUAUGGUAAUAUAAUAGUUGUAAUACAUUUUGGCUAAAUUUUAAUAUUUUGUAAAUUAGUAUGUAGGCCCGUACUUGUGUAUUUUUUCAAAUCUCUCCAGUGGCGUCCUCAGCUUUUUCCUAUAGGGGGGGGGGAAUGAACUGGAUUUUGUUUUGUUAAUAGUCAUAUACAUAAAUUUGCAACUUAUACAUAUUGAUAUAAACAUUGAUAUUUUAAAUGGUUGGUAGUUAGGUAUAAAUAACAAUGUAAAUAUAUAUAUACAUGAUAUACAUUAUACAUAGGUACCUAUUUGUUAAACUAAUAUUUUAAACCUUUUUUUCAUUUUUUUUCAUUUAAAGGGAAUCUAAAUGUUGUGUUGGUACCAUUAUCCGUACAUUUUCAAGUGCUUAAAUAGUAAAAGACAAAAUUUAUGUACACUAGGUAGUAAAAACUGAUUUCUUUUAUCUGAAAUAAAUUCUAAACUUAAUGUAAAUUUAUCAACUUUCAAAAUCUGGAGUUCACAAAUAAGGUUAUACCGUUUACAUGUAUACUUCCAGUCUUAAAAAAACUGUCCUAAGAUAAUGGGGUCAGGUGCAGUCACUGUUAUAGGUAAUUUAAUGUAUUUAAUGUAUUUAAUAUAAUUUAAAGUAACGAUAAACCAUUGCUAAUGAAGAAACAAUACUGAGAGCAGUAAAGUUGAUAAUGAUGAUUUGUCUACAAUAUAUAUGUCAUAUUAUGGUAAAAUAAUUAAAUAGGCUUUAUAUAUUUUCUUUAAUAAUAUUUAUUUAAUGUUGUACCGAUUUUCCGCUUUUUCCUGUGUUUUUCCUGGUUUUCUCAUGUUUUUUCCCGGUUUUUCGAACAUGUUGAGAAAACUCCUAGGAAAAUCGAAAAACUACUUUUUUAAAGUAACUCCCCACUUAGAUUUCCUUUCAGAAAAAGUGCUAUCAUUAUAAAUCGGAACAAAAUUCUUUUUAGAUAAGUUGUACACAGAAAAAAAAAGGCUAUAAUAUUUUUUUACUAAUACAUUUUCCGUUUUUCUGACAUUUAAUCCCGAUUUUUCCCAGAAAUUAUGAAAACCGCUUGAAACAUCAAAAAUUCACCGCCUUAAAUUACUAUGAAGAUAAAAUUUAAUUUUAGAAAAUAAGCUACACUUGAUACAUCGGAGCAAGAUUUCUGGUAGAAAAGUUUGCACAAUAAAUCGAGGGGUAUUUGCGAUUAAAAUUUUAAUAGACUAUUAAUAGUCCGAGGCAGCGAUGGCUGAUUCUCUACUUCUCUAGGUACAACCAAAAUGCAUUUUUUUUUUCAUUGUUUAGGUAAAAGAUGAAGAAAAUGCAAAACAUUUGGUUCAAAACGUGGAUUUGAACUCGAGACGCCUAGGAUGA